AUGACAGACCGCAAGACACUUGUACAUACACACAUCCAUUGGCGUAAUGAAAAAAGGAAAAAUUGGCAGAGAGAGCUGAUAUCAAAAGUGGUAGAACUUAUCAAGGCCGAGGAUCAUGACUCGUUGGCACUUGUGGCAAGGACUACAGGAAUCCCACCACAACUGCGCAAAAACGUAUGGCCUAUUUUAUUGAAAUACCACCCUAUGGUUAUAUCGCCAAAUAUCAUGUCAAAUACGUUGGUGUGGGACUCUCAAAAUCAGAAAUGGCGCUACCAUCCUGAAACGAGAACUAGCGAGGAAGUUCAAACUCUUAUGGUACACGAUUUGAACAAAUAUUUCCGCAGAAGAAGCCAUGGCGGCAAAAGGAGUAACACCGCUAACGGGGCGAAUGCAGGGGCAUCUACUACCGAUACAUGUGUGAUACCAUCCGAAGAACAACACAUUAUAGAAUUUCUCAAAGACUGCAUAUGCAAAUUCCUUAAAAAAUGGGGCCAGUUUUUCAAGUAUGAAAGUGGGCUCUCAUGGAUUGCACUAGCUCUAGCAGAGUGGUAUCCAUUUGAUGACAACAACAACGUGCUACCUGGGAAAAGACACGGCCCCCCAGUUAACCUAUACGAUGAGUAUUUUCUGCCGCAAGAAAUAAGAUCUGAACUACUGGGGAAAGCCCAGUUUACAUUCGACGAACUUUUUGAAAGGUUGACUCUCGUUAUUUUGCACAGUCCGGAUAUACCGAGAGCUGAAAAGCUAGCGAAAGCGGAAUCCGGAAUAACCCCUGCUCUACAAUAUUAUCCGGUAGUAUCUGGUGGAGAUCUUGCAUUUCAGUGCCAAAUGUUUUUCAAAGUUUUCUCCACUAUAUUACCGGAACUUUAUCAGCCGGUGAGUGACGAAGAGACUCUCAGGCCUUCGAAGAAAACAAAUUGGAUGUAUUGGUGGUUUAAGUGUUCGGGGGCUCGCGUACUCCACAAACAGGAUCGAGCUCGGAUAUGGGACACAUUGCUUGGAUGGAGACCUCACCCGAAGUCACUAAACUUUUACCUCAACUACAACAACAAGUUGUUCGGACACCUGUACUCGACAACAACAUCUUCUCACGUAGAUUCCGACUUUUUUCAUAAAAUUUGCAAGUAUGGACAUGACGCAUUUUGGUUUCCCGACUUGGAAACACUGCGACUUGGAUCCCAAGACAUGCGAUGCGAUUUCCAAGUUUUGUCUGAGCUGGUUCGACGCAAUAAGUACGGCACAUCCGAUGAGGAGUCGGAAGUUCAAACAGAAAAUAAUGGUAACAAAUCUGCUUGUGUCUCUCAAAGGGGAGUAAAUAUCCCCUUCUCGCUCUUAGAUCCGCAUGUGCAACUAGUGUUCAUAUACAUGGCUAUCCUACAACAGCAUGAGUUCAAGUUACUGGAAUUCGAAGAAGCAGAAAUUUCCGAGUUUUUCAACAAUGUGCCAUCUCUCUCACGGGCCGAUGAUCACAACUACCGAAAACUAUACGAACUUGAUCUAGAAUCGCGCUCGGUAAGCUCGAGUGAAACAGAACCAGAGGAUUUAUCCAAACGGCCGACAUCAUCUUCCUCCACUUCACAUAUGCUUAUAGAGGUGGGUGACGACGACAAAACAUCCAACUCGUUUGAUGAGCUGUAUAAUAUGGCCGGUGAUAUAUGGAGGAAAUGGAUAUGGAGAGAACUAGAAGACAGUGUUAGUGGGUAG
This is a messenger RNA of Lachancea nothofagi CBS 11611, 1704 nucleotides long. The record is from the annotation of a GenBank genome assembly. NCBI's taxonomy places the organism in Eukaryota, Fungi, Ascomycota, Saccharomycetes, Saccharomycetales, Saccharomycetaceae.